Clupea harengus (Atlantic herring) is the source of this 3853-nucleotide messenger RNA. It is a transcript of the gene rnd2, whose product is annotated as Rho family GTPase 2. Gene Ontology annotation, biological process: small GTPase-mediated signal transduction. Gene Ontology annotation, molecular function: GTP binding; GTPase activity. NCBI's taxonomy places the organism in Eukaryota, Metazoa, Chordata, Actinopteri, Clupeiformes, Clupeidae. The record is from RefSeq and is a predicted model, not a curated record.
AUUAGGUGUCAUUAUCUUCGCUAUUUGUGCAACGCUGUGGGUGUAAUCUUAAUAAGCCACAGGCGUUUGUGAAUCUUUGAAACCGGUUUUGAGGGAUAAAAACUUUACCGUAUCUUACCUAUAAUCUGUUUAAAAUAACAGGUUUGCCUAGAGUUACUUUACAGGCUUGUUCAAAAGGGCACAUGGAAUUGAUUAGAGAGAGCUCAGUAACGUUUGGGAAUGUAUUGGAUAAAACGUGAUAAACGUGCAAAUGUUUUUAUUUAAAAAAAAUAUUUUAUAUUUGUUUAGUGGGCUGCUUUGGGGAUGCAUGCAGACACUCUCAACCUUUAAUCAUGAUACUAAAAAGGGCAGAUUGUAAUCAAACUGGCGAUGAGCCUUAUAAUAGACUUACUCAAGGACGUCCAAGAAGCAGAAAUGAACCAAUUCAGCACUUUUGUGCCAGCAUUAUACACAAUAACUCACAUAUCCUAACACACAAACAAACACACACACAAAUGCGCUGACGGUGCCUGGACGCGGCGAGUUGACAACCAGAGAGGAGUGCCGCGUGCUAAGCUCAUGACGCGAAGAAAGGGUGGAGGGGCGCGUGGUGUCACCGUGGGAACCGACAGGCUGAAGGGCGGACUCACUGAACAAGAGAGAGAGAGUCGGAGAAGAGUGCUCUCAGUCUCACACGCACCAACUCAUUCACAAGCAUUUGCUGGAGGAGUACAGGCUACUCCGUUGCGCACGCAAAAUCUGGAAGGACAUUUCAGGCUCUUUUCAGAAUUUGGAGUCUUUUCUCUUUUCACUCUGUGGGACAUUAAUAAGAGUAGCACUUAAUUGGAUCGCCUUUCCAUUGGCCGAUGGUAAUCGGUGGUCCAGUUCGUAUACCCAGCAGACUCCGACGGACGGUCGCGGGCUACCGACCGGGUGAUGGCGAGUCAGGGUAGCCGGUGCAAGAUCGUGGUAGUCGGGGACACACAAUGUGGAAAGACUGCUUUGUUACAUGUGUUUGCAAAGGAUUGCUAUCCCGAGAAUUAUGUCCCCACUGUGUUUGAAAACUACACCGCGAGUUUUGAGAUUGACAAACAGAGAAUCGAACUAAACAUGUGGGAUACGUCAGGUUCCUCGUACUAUGAUAAUGUGCGUCCGCUGGCGUACCCUGAUUCGGAUGCCGUGCUCAUCUGCUUCGACAUCAGCCGACCGGAGACUCUGGACAGCGUGCUCAAGAAGUGGCAGGCGGAGACACAGGAGUUCUGUCCCAGUGCCAAGCUGGUGCUGGUGGGCUGUAAGCUGGACAUGAGGACAGAUGUGAGCACGCUCAGAGAGCUGUCCAAACAGCGCCUCAUCCCUGUCACACACGAACAAGGCAGUAUGCUGGCGCGUCAGCUCGGAGCGGUGGCGUACACGGAGUGCUCGUCGCGCGUGUGUGAGAACAGCGUGCGGGACGUCUUCCACAUCACCACGCUGGCGUCGGUGCGGCGGACGCACACGCACCCAGUGGCCACGGCCGCCCUCAAGCGCAGCUCCUCGCGGCGCGCCCUCAAACGCAUCUCCCAGCUGCCCCUGCCUCUGCCCGGCACCUCCUCGCAACCACACGAGCCCGCCCCCACGCUACGCAAGGACCGCGCCAAGAGCUGUGUACUGAUGUAGUACACACACACACACACGUGCAAAGAACACUGAUAACUACAUGUAUACAGAGGACAGGCACACAAACACACACUCAAAUAUGUAUACACCAUUCACAAGUGUGGUUUUACCCAUGAACCCACACACUGACGCAUACAAACACAUACACAGAUACACACACACACACACACACACACAUACACAUAUACACACACCAAGUCACCCUUACAGGUGUGCAGUUUGAGUCUGCAGAAGUAUUAUGUGACAUCCCACAGAGCUUUAUUUAUUGCUUUAUGUGUUUGUUUUGUGUUAUUCCUCACACUACUUGUGUAAAUGACUUGUGGACUCGUUGGACUGACCCACAAAUCAUUUCCCCGGACUCUGGGUUUGCAUUUUUCUGGCAUUUAGUUUUUUUCUGGUUUUGUCUCUACUCUCCUCUUUAUUUUCCAAUUGGCAGAGAAUAUCUCUUUUCAAAUUAAACCUCAGGACUUGACAGCAGUGACUACAGGAUGUCAAACCCUGCACUCUGAUUGGUGGCUCCAUAGUUCCCGCUCCCUUUCCCACUGACAGCAGUAGACAUCAGAUGGAAGAAAAGGAGAUUCUAGGGAAGGAGAGGAAAAGACUUCCUGAAGUUUCGCUUGUGUGAUUUUUUUUUUUGUUGCCAAAAUGUUCUGUUGUUGCCUCUAAAAUGUAAUUCAUUUAAAAGGGAUUCAAAAAAAAUAUAUUAUCAAAAGUGACGAGGAGAAGAAAAAGGAAACUUCAAAUUGAGAAAGAUUUAUGAUGUUUCUUUUUUCUGCAGGUCCUUGAAAACCACAAGUGCUUUUCAGAAGAAUUCACUGUACAUAUCAGUUUAACUAUGAAUGCCAUUGAAUGAAUUGUGUUCAGCCUUAGUUCCGUCAAGCUCAGCAGAACACUAUGAUGAAGGGAACCAAGGCUAACGUGUUUGACCACAGAACAGACUUCCUUGUGUGGGAAUAUAAGUGACUCCAACCGUGCUGGUAAUCUCUGGCCCUCUGCUUGAAGGAACUAUUUCAUUUGUUGUGUAAAGAUAUCUAUGGGGGGGGGGGGAGGAAUGGAUGAUUAAAUAUGUAAAAUAUGGUGAUGUUUUAAAUAUGUUUUAUUGUGUUGGAAUUGAAGCACAGUAAAAGAGAGACAAAGUAAGUUAGAGGGCUGGGUGUCUUUUUCCUUCCUUUGGUUUUGUGUUUUGAGCUUAAGUGGUAAACAUGUCAAACUGCGGUCAAAUUUACUGUCAGGUAUCCAGUCUAACAAGUUUGGCUGACACCUUUAGGUUCCACACCCCUUUGUAUACUUUACCCAGCUGUUUAUGUGAAUGAGAACCAGAACUAUUAAUCCACCCAUGUCUGACCACCUCUAGAAAGAACUAAUUAUUGCAACACUAAUCAAACCGCUUUUAAUGAAGGCUGCCUGCACAUCAACUUCCUCCAAGUGCGAUAAGCCUGACGGCCAUUAUAUAUGAGGCCCUUUCCAUUAUAAGGGAGUCACCAGACUCACUCCGACUCACUCCGACUCCGUCUUACUCAGAGUCGGAAAACACAGACGGUGGAACACAGGUUUAACAUCACACACCAGGAUUUCUAAUCCGCACACCAGCAACAACAAACAAAAAAUCAAACACAGACAGCCCUGCAAAUGAUCAUUCGCUUGCUCACCUGAUCAGCUUCCCCUGGGCUAAGGUUUGUUAUCCAGCAGUACCGGGAAGGAUUGGGAAGUUGCACAUUUUGAGAUAACAAAACCUGUGUCAUUAUUGCAAGGAAUAUUCUCCCUGUCCUGUUUCCGUGUUUACUCUACCAUAUAUGCAGAGUUUAUAUAUACAUAUUCAAUACAACGUAUAUUUUUAGAUGUUUACAAACACUGAUGAACCGUACAUUUAUAAAUACAAAUUAAUUAAUCUUCCAUUGUUUGCUGCACUCUACGUGAGCGGAAUGCAGCCUUGGUUUGACUCACUGCCACAGUCACCAUCCUUUGUUUCUGACGUCACGAUAUCACUCCAAACCCCAACGGAGAAUAGACUGUUUCUGGGCAAGUGCCUUUCUGCUGCUAUUGGUGGGAGCAGCAGCAUAGCAAGCAACCAAAUAAGAGAAGGAAUAUGGGCACCAGGCUUGGGCGGGUUCUGGGCUUGAGCUUGCUCUCCACCUACGGCAGUGGCCAAACAUUUGCAGUCUGGACGCAGCAUGGGACUCAUCAAUGUUUUUGGGGGAAGCUUAAGAAAAACUGCACA